Molecule: messenger RNA, 2112 nt
Organism: Thamnophis elegans (Western terrestrial garter snake)
Lineage: Eukaryota; Metazoa; Chordata; Lepidosauria; Squamata; Natricidae
Gene: WASF1
Product: WASP family member 1
Exons: 8
Coding region: 12-1661 (549 amino acids)
Biological process (GO): positive regulation of Arp2/3 complex-mediated actin nucleation; actin cytoskeleton organization
Cellular component (GO): cytoskeleton; SCAR complex; lamellipodium
Molecular function (GO): Arp2/3 complex binding; protein kinase A regulatory subunit binding; actin binding
Source: RefSeq, a predicted model, not a curated record
GAUAUUUCAGAAUGCCUCUGGUAAAAAGAAACAUAGACCCUAGAUAUCUUUGCCACACAGCUCUGCCACGAGGCAUCAAGAAUGAACUGGAAUGUGUUACUAAUAUUUCCUUGGCAAAUAUAAUAAGACAAUUAAGCAGUCUCAGUAAAUAUGCAGAAGAUAUCUUUGGAGAACUUUUCAACGAGGCACAUAGUUUUUCUUUCCGAGUGAAUUCCUUACAAGAACGUGUGGAUCGUUUAUCUGUCAGUGUUACACAACUUGAUCCAAAGGAAGAAGAGCUUUCACUGCAAGAUAUAACAAUGAGAAAAGCUUUCCGAAGUUCCACAACUCAAGAUCAACAGCUCUUUGACCGCAGGAGUCUUCCAAUCCCGUUGCAGGAGACUUAUGAUACAUGUGAACAGCCACCACCACUCAACAUCCUGACCCCUUACAGAGAUGAUGGAAAAGAGGGUUUAAAAUUUUACACGAAUCCUUCAUAUUUCUUUGAUCUAUGGAAAGAAAAGAUGUUACAAGAUACAGAAGAUAAAAGAAAGGAAAAGAGAAAACAGAAGCAGAAGAAUCUCGAUCGUCCUCAUGAACCAGAAAAAGUGCCACGGGCUCCUCAUGACAGGCGCAGAGAAUGGCAGAAAUUAGCCCAGGGACCAGAACUUGCAGACGAUGAUGCCAGCCUUUUACAUAAGCAUAUUGAAAUUGCUAAUGGCCCUGCCUCCCAUUUUGAGACCAGACCGCAAGCAUAUGUGGAACACAUGGAUGGACCCUAUUCUCUUUCUGCAUUACCAUACAGCCAAAUGAACGAACUUCUUAGCAGGGCAGAAGAGCGUGUUUUAGUAAGACCACAUGAACCUCCCCCACCCCCACCAAUGCAUGGAGGAGGAGGAGAUGUGAAACCCAUUCCACCCUGCGUUAGCUCUACUGCAGCUUUGACAGAAAAUCGCCCUCAGUCACCUGCUGCUGGAAGAACUCAAGUCUUUGUGAGUCCCACUCCUCCCCCGCCUCCUCCCCCUCUUCCGUCUGCUCUAUCUACUUCUUCAUUAAGAUCUGCAAUGACUUCCACACCUCCCCCUCCAGUGCCACCCCCACCCCCUCCUCCCACCACUGCUUUACAACCUCCAGCGGUCCCUCCACCCCCUGCACCACUACAGAUUGCUCCCGGAGUUCUUCAUCCAGCUCCACCACCCAUAGCACCUCCCUUAGCGCAACCCUCUCCUCCCAUCACAAGAAUUGCCCAAGUCUGUGAACCCGUUCCAGUUCCGCCAAGUGAAAUUCAAGGGCUCCCUCCGCCUCCUCCACCUCCUCCACUGCCUCCUCCUGGUGUUCGUCCCUCAUCCCCAGUUUCGACUCUUUCGCACCCGCCCAGCUCCACUAUCCCAGGCCCUCACCUUCCCAUAAUGCCUCCAUCCCCACCAUCCCAAGUCACUCCUGUUCCUGAACCCAAACGGCACCCAUCAACACUACCCGUCAUCAGUGAUGCCAGAAGUGUCCUCCUUGAAGCAAUACGAAAAGGUAUUCAGUUGCGUAAGGUUGAAGAACAACGUGAACAAGAAGCUAAACAUGAGCGUGUUGAAAAUGACGUUGCUACCAUUUUGUCUCGCCGCAUUGCUGUGGAAUACAGUGAUUCAGAAGAUGAUUCAGAAUUUGAUGAAGUUGACUGGUUGGAGUAAAAUGAUUAUAUGCUACAAAACUGAAUGCUAGUGUCCAUUGUGGUGCUUGUUCUUUGAAAAUGUUUGGUCAUUUCUAGUGUUUUUGUAUUUUCUUUAUAUAAUCUAUGUUUUUCUACUUUUUAUUUCAAAAAAUGUUGGCACAUCUUUGGAACUAAAUGUUUUACAGUGAGACAGUUAUUUUUAAAAAAAGCAUCAUUUUGCUCCAGUAGACCAUUAAGUAUUAAGCAUGGGCAGCUGUUGAUAGAGUAGCAGACUACAUUUUCUGGCAUUUAACUGUGCACUUUGUGAAUUUUAAGUUAUGAAGGCAAUUAAGUCUGAAGUUUCAAGGGCAACUGCAUGUACUAAUAAGCUUUAUUAUAUUACAUUGCUAAUGCUGAAAAACCUGGAAAAAAGGGUGUUCAUCCAUCCGGCACUGCAAUCCCAACAUUUCAAUGGACCUGAAAUAUGAGAU